AUGCGUUAUAUCGUUUUUCUUUUUGCACUGUUUGCUUUCGUUUAUUUAGCUGAAUCAACAAUUGUAUAUGAUGCCAACAAUUGUCCAACUUAUCCAAACAUCCGUUGUGCUUUUGUAUGUUUAAAUUCGACAAUACAAGCGAUGUGCAGUAGUGGACCAAAGUGUUGCACAGACAAUAACGAUUGCGAAGACAAUCAAAGAUGUUGCCUACCAAGACCAUGCGGAUGUGCUAAACGCUGUCAAAAUAUAACGAGUUCAUAA
Molecule: messenger RNA, 261 nt
Organism: Adineta ricciae
Lineage: Eukaryota; Metazoa; Rotifera; Eurotatoria; Adinetida; Adinetidae
Source: the annotation of a GenBank genome assembly